Molecule: messenger RNA, 7961 nt
Organism: Salarias fasciatus (jewelled blenny)
Lineage: Eukaryota; Metazoa; Chordata; Actinopteri; Blenniiformes; Blenniidae
Product: histone-lysine N-methyltransferase ASH1L-like
Exons: 14
Coding region: 901-6987 (2028 amino acids)
Biological process (GO): regulation of DNA-templated transcription
Cellular component (GO): nucleoplasm
Molecular function (GO): DNA binding; histone H3K4 methyltransferase activity
Source: RefSeq, a predicted model, not a curated record
GCGCCUACUUUCGCCAAGUCGUCGCCAUUUUAUUAAGCGUCUAAAUCUCCCUCCCUCCUCAGACGGCUGCUCCGAUCCGCAACGUGAUCCCGGAGCCCCGUUUCGCCGCUUUAUCUCCUCCUUUGGCCACAUGAAAAUGGCCACGCAAUUGCAUUCCCGCACAUCCACCAAACCCCCCUUUGCGCUGUCAGCCUGUAACCCUGCGCGCACACACACAUACACACGCACGUAGGCACGCACGCACGCACGCACACACACAGCUGCAGCCCUUCAGCCCUCCGUCGUCCCGACACGUUAACAGCCCGUGAGCGAACGAGCGAGCCCAAUCCGAGGCAUUCUGACUGGCGGGAGCGGAGCAACUUUCCCCGGGAGGAGCGAGCGGGGGGGGGGAGACGGAUCCGGCGUCACCAGUCCGCCACCUAGCUGCGGACACGCGCCGACGGAGCUCCGCCGCUUCGACCGUACGAUUAUGAAAACACCCGCGCCAAUGUUGUUGCACAGUCGGCUCCGCGCUCCGACGGGACCGAAACUCGGUUUUCGGGGGUGUUUUAACCUCCGCCGGCCUCACUUAUGCAACCGGAGCCGCGUCUAAUGCCGCGGGAGAGCUGGGCAGUACAGCGCGAGAGCAGCAGGACAGCAGCACCUUCACCUCCUGCCCGAACGCAGUUCGGCUCCGGGACGCGCUCGCGGUUCGAGCCUGCAGGACGGGAGAAAGGCUUUCCUCCGCUCGAUGAAGGGAUCCAGCCGGACUUGGAUAGUUACCGUCUUCUUUUUGUGAAUUUUUACCUGGACUCUGCUCUUUGCCCUUGACCCCCCCCCACCUCCGGCCCCAAUAGGGCCAUUUGAAAGCGUUAUACUGGGAACCCUGCUGCAUUGUUUAUCUCCCCCCUGACGUCUCUGAUGGACCAGAGAGUGAAGGGGGGAUCCCCUCCAACCCCCGCCUCCACUCUAGACACCACCUCUGCACCUGAGGACUCUGAGCAGGACCAGGUGACGGAGAAGAAGAGGAGAAGCGAGGGGGAGAACGGUGAUGUGGGGAAAAAGGAGGAGGAGAAAAGAGGAGCCGGAAGAAAGAGAGAGGGAGACAAGGGGGCAGUGCUGGAGCUGCUCAUCGAGGGACGCUGUGGAAGUGUGGGGCAGCAGCAGCUCCAGAUCUCUGGCAGAGAGACGAGCUGCUCUGAGGGGAAUGUUCGGGUCCGGAUCGGACUCCAGACCAAGCGUACCAAGAAGCCCCCUAAAAUCUUGGAGAGCUACGUUUGCAAGCCCACCAUUAGGACCUAUCAGAGACAAGGCAGGGGGGCACUGCUCAGGGGGGAUGGCGAGGUCGGAGCAGGCCAGCAGAGUAAAACCAGCUCUAUCCCGGAUGAGGCCAACAGAGAACAACGCUCAGGAUUGGAUGCUGGCCAGAACACAUCCAAACAGACUGCAUCUGCUGCCUCGCCACCACUUACAUCACCAUUGUCGUCGUCAUCUUCAUCAUCGCAGCCGCUGUCAUCGUCGUCCACAGUUCCUACAGCUUCCACGCCGGUCACAGUACCUGCCAUCACCAGCCCCGGGACCAAGUCUGCCAAACAGGUUCCUAUCAAGCUGGCUGAUAAGGCAGAGGUGAAUUCAAAUGGCUCAUCGGAGAGAGUGAAAAAGGACAAGCCUUCGUGUGUCAGCAGCCAGUCUGUCCCUACGGGACCUAAACCCUGCUCACCCACAACAGACCGGGUCGCUGCAGCCGCUCCUUCCGUCCCCUGCGCCCAGGCAGCCUCGGAAACCAGGAAUGAAGGAAACACCUCCAAAAAACAUAACGGUUUGGUUCAGACAACGAAACAGAAGGGACUGUCGAAUGGGAAAAGCUGUGCCGGCAUCCUUGGCACGUCUGCGACCUCGACAAAAAACAAAGUUGGAAAAAACAGCAGUUCCUGCACUGUUUCUUGUACGGACUCCUCAAAAAGACCUCCCAUCUCCUCAGUCUCCCAGAAAGACUUCAGCCUUUCCAGUAAGAGUAGGCCAGACUCUCCUUCCUAUCCCACAGUCACCUCCAAACCACAAUCCUCCCCCGCUACAGAUGUCUCCUCCAACCAGUCCCAAGGUCAGGAUCCCUCUCUGCAGCCUUCACUAGAAAAAAAGAGAGAGAAAGAGAAGAAAGCAAAGAAAGAGAAACGAAAAGAGAAGAAGUCAAAGCGAGAGAGACUGGAAGCUGAAAGAACAAAGACUGGAAGCAGAAAAGAGGAAGUCAAGAAAAAGAAAAAAGAGAGGGAUGGAAAAGAAAGGCACAGUAAAGAAAAAGACGAAAAGCGUAGAGUUGAUGAUCUGUGGAGAGAUGAGUUAAAGAUUGACAAAGGAAAGGCGGAGAAAAAGAGGGACAAGCUCAGUCCAGACAAGCAAAGAACAGAGGAUAAUACUGGAAAAGGCACUGAAACGGUUGAUAAUGGCAAACUAGAAAAAAUGUGCAAACAUCCAGGCAGAGCAGACGAGAAAGAAAAGACAGAUGACAGUUGCAAGCCAGUCAAACAAGCCGAGCCAGCAACCCCAACAGGUGAUGCCAGUAAAUCAAAAGAACAGGAUGUCUCAAGAUAUUCAACUGUGCCUCCAAGCCACCCCCCCUCUUCUGCUCCUCCCUCUUUACCCAUGCCUUCUGCCCAUGCACCCAUUUCUCCCCCUUCCUCCCCUCAAGAACAAGACAGCCGGCCGCUAAAGAAACGCAAAGCCAGGAGACCCAGCUGGACCAAACUGGCACACCGGACUCAGAGGACGGAUAAUCACGAAGCGCCAUCAGACUCCCUACAUAAUCCCGCUCCGAGUUUCCCCCAGAACUUGAAGACACCCCUUCCUGCCAAAGCCACGGCUCAGCUUUGUGACGAAUCACACUCGGCACCUUCAAGCUCCGCAACCGGCAGCUCCUCCUCUCUGUCUUCACCAACCAAGCCUCCGACACCGAAGCAGACUACAUCGGACGCGAGCCCCCCUGCUUCCAGAUGCCCCGUAAGUGCUGUGCGGAAAAGGGGCCGUCCCAAAUCACACAGUUCCAGUCUGGAUGAUCCACCCCCUCGACUUUCCCCGAACGAUAUAUCGACUGAGGUGCCUCUUCUGGGGAGUGACGGAGUUCAAAAAGCCCCUGCGCUGGAGCCAAGUCCAGUCCCGCCGUGUGCCGCUCAAACUAAUCCCAGCCCCAAGAAACGUGGCCGUCCUCCUAAAAGGACCUUCCCCACGGACCAAUGCAAGGAUUUAACGAAUCAUGCUGGUCAUAUGGAGAGCAACAAAAAUUUUCAUCCCCCUGAAAAAGGGAACAGGCAGCUAAAGAUUAGGAGGCUGAUAAAUGAAAUGAAGAAAAGAAAGAAGAGAAGACUUCACAAAGUAUUCUUGUCUGGAUAUGUUGGGAAAGCGGGACGGGGAGGUGAGGCAGCAGAUGGCGAGACCUCGCUGAGAAUGUGUAAAUCAAUAGAAGCUACAACAGUGCACACGCUCACAGCGCUGUCCUCCUCUUUUGGGAGUAAGCUGGGCCCUCAGAUCAAUGUGAGCAAAAGAGGAACCAUCUACAUGGGCAAGAGGCGAGGACGCAAGCCAAAAUCUCAAACCGCUAAUCCGACGUCCAACUGCCAGAGCUCCACUCCGCUGUCGCUGUUUACCAAUCCCUCUGAAACUUCUCUCUUCUCCUCCAGCCAGCCUCAGCCUCCUCCCUCUCACCCUUUUCCCUCCCCAUCUCUCACCCACUCCAGUGGAGCCCAGAGUCCGUACAGCGACGGGAGCCUCGCAGAACCGACGUCCUCGUUACUUUUCUCUCAGCCCUUCUCCCUUCCCUCCCCGUCCUCCUCUUGCACCUCACCCCGCCCUCCCUCCUCUUCGUCGCUCUCCCCGUUUGUGAAGAAGAGUUGUCCGUGUCAGGGAAGGCAUCACUUUCCGUUCCACCAGUCUUCAUGUAAGCUGUCUUGUCCGAUCCCCCCUCUGCAUCACGCACCCGGCUCCCCCGGCCACCUGAAAGAGGCCACGCCCUCCCCCAGGAGCGAGUCGCACAGCGAGGAGACGCUGCCGAGCGACAGCGGCAUCGGAACGGACAACAACAGCGUCUCCGAGCGAGGCGAGAUGCGAGGAGCCCGGGGGAUGCUGAGGUUGGGUCACGGAUCAGGACUGAUUCUGGGCGGUCAACGACACACUUCAGCGUUCGCGGAUCGUCCUUCUCCUGUCUCCUCUCCUCUUUCUCGCUUGCCCAAACACAUCAGCCCUGUGACCAACCUAAACACCAUGGAGCGGCACAGGGACAGACACCGGCACAGGCGCAGGGAUUACGACUGCUCCUCCUCCUGUGCUUGCUUGUGCCCCUGCCCCUGCCCAGGACACAACAAGUGCUCACAUUCGGACUAUUAUUCUUGCCUUGGGCACAAUGCACUGAAGAGACAGAAAAACAAACACAAGAAAAAGCACCAGCAGCUGCACAUGCAGGAUCCGGAGUUUCUGGCCGAUCUGGAGGACCUGAUCGGACAGUUCAGUGAAGUCCACAUUGGACGGCGAAGCUGGGUGAGGACGGGACUGGGACAGGGAUUUGAUGGGAGUACGAAUCCUGGAAAGCGACAUCACUCCUCUUCCCACUCCCUCCGCUCCAACAUCUUUAGGAUCAACCUGAAUGGCUUUUACUCACCUCACCCUCCUUCCUUCUCCGCUAACCCCUCAUACUCCACGCAGUCCUUCUACCCCUGUCACUGUAGCAAGAAGCCAGACCGCAGGCAAUGCGGCUGCCCAUCCAAAUUUCAGGAAACCAUUGAAAGCAUGGGCUUUUACAGCAGUUAUCCCCCAGCAACUACUCUUUACCACCACCUUCCCAGCUCCUAUCCACUCCCCUCUCCUCACCAGUACGCCCCCCAUCAGCCCCAUCACGCUCACUUCCUGCUCAACCCGGCCAGAUUCCACAGGCGGAGGGGUCGACUGCUGAGGGAGGGGGCCUUCGGAGGCGAGGCCGAGGGAGACAUUGGGGGAUCCGGUGGAGGAGGUCCACACAUCAGCUCAGGGUUCACGUCCGGCCUCUCCUGCGGCUGCGGGAGAAGCGAACACAAGCAUAAGCAUAAACAUCGCCACAGGCACUGCGAGCGGGACUUGGAGGAUGAGGAUGAUUUGCAUGAGGACGAAGAGGAAGAUGGGAUCGAAAGAGAGGGGAUGACCAGCUCAAAGCCGAGGUCAACUUUCAUUUUGGGGCAAGGAGAAGGAGGACGGAAAGGGACAAGAGGAACGAGGACUAUGCUGUCUAAAGAGUCGCCUUGGUUAUGUGAGAGUGGAAACAACUCCUUCGCUGCCGUCGCCGCUGCUGCAUCAUCAUCAUCAUCAGCAGGAGCAGCAACAGCAGAAAGGUUCAAACAAACAUCACUCACCUCGCUGGGACUGGGUUCCUCACACUUGUCUUCUUUUGGUGGAAGCUGGGGUGGUUUGGGCCAGAGCUGGACAAAGUUCGGGGGCCUCGGGGGAAUGGGAUUUGGAAACUCAAAUCCGAGCUGGAGAGGAUUUACAGGAGAGCAACAAACUGGCAGACCGACUGCAUCGGAUGGAGAGGAUGAAGACAGCGAGGACGCUCAGGACUCGCCGCCUUACCGGAGAUCCCCGUCCCCAACCCAUACCAACCUGUUCACAUCCGCAGCCUUAGCAACAGCAGGGAGGGGCCUGAGGAGUGGAUUAGCCAGUCGGAUGGCAGGAAGUGGCGACAGGUCAUGGAGGAGAGACGAGCCGCCGCGGACCGAGAGGAGAGAAGCAGCGGCUGCAGGUUUACAAGGUGACUCAAGAAGCCGGGGGCAGCAGAAAGGCAUGCCAACGCCAGACAGUUUGCUGGUGAAAAACAAAAGGGGGCCGGGGCGGCCCAGGAAGCACCCGCUGCCCUCCGCCGUGCCCUCCUCCGCGCCGCCGUCCGCGGCGCCGUCCGUGUCGUCGCCCGACCUCCUGCCAGGACACGGCCACAACAGAGACGGGAGGGAGGUGGGAGGGAGAAAAGAGGAGAGACUGCCAGAGAGACAGCGAGAAGGAGGCGACACGGUGCAGCAGCAGGUCACCGAGCUGGAGUUGCAGGCCAAGAGGAAGAGAGGACGGAAGAGAAAACACGGUGACUCCCCCUGUCAUAGUGUCACUGAGGAUAUACCCGAGUGUGACAUCCUCCCUGAAUCUUUUAGCCAAUCAGAAGUCGACCAGGCUCCAUCCCAGCCAGAAACCAUACAAAGAGAGGAGAGAGCUGAUGAUCCUCCCAUGAAGAAGUUUCUGAAGGCAGGGCUUUACUCGGAUGAUUACAAAACUACAGAUCCUCCCUCCCAAGCCCAGAAGAACUGCAGAGAAGGUAUGGAGUACUCGCCAGGAGAGCAUGACUAUACUCUUUUGCCUGCUCCCAUGCACGUUGGGAAGUACCUGAGGCUGAAACGAAUUCAUUUCCAGUUGCCAUAUGACGUGAUGUGGCUUUGGCAGCAUAAUCAGCUUCUUCGGCAGCCUGCCGUCCCCCUGAAGAGGAAGCGGCGAUACUGCCGAUUAAAAGAGAGGAUGUCAUCCUUUCACCAGGCGAUGGAACAGGAGGAGAGCUCCAGCGACAUCACCAGCUUGUUCCCUCACCUCGACAUGGAGCCGCUGACCAGCGGUGAGAGGAGCUUCGUGAUGAAGCAUCACGUGUUCCUGGUGAGGAACUGGGAGCUCGUGAGAGACCGGCAGAUCCAGAUGAGGAUAGAGAGGGAGCGUGACCGGGGCGCAGAGGAGGAGGACGAGGGUGACUCGCAGCAUCUAACCUGUGACAGAGCCAAUGGGGACGACUGCCACAUCAAGUCAGAUCACCCAGUGGGGGUGGAGGUGACGGUUAUCAGCAGUGACCCCCACCACCAAAGUCAGGACACCUCCAGCUCACUCACUGCCAGCCCCCAUCCCACUAAAACCCAGAACGGACAAGAGGAGGAGGGAGAGAAACGAGGGGAAGGAGAGGCCUGCAGCAGAGAACAGAGGAGGAAACGGCUCAAUGAUUUACUUAUGACCCUGCAGCAUUCAUAAGCUAACGCGGAAAGAAAGGUGGGACCAUUCUCAGAGAGGGACCAGGCCCACCACUGGACAGAUGGACAACAUCGGAUGUCACAGCGCUGCCGCCGACGGGAGCAGCGCCGCUGAGAAUGUGUGAGAAAAAGGAAGCAGAGAGCUUGAGAAUCAUAGGAGCUGAAAAUGCAAGAAAGACAUCUCGCACACUGACAGAUGAGUGUGUUGAACCUUGCGCUCUGAAGGGCAUCACACCAAGGAUGAAACCAUGGCAACGCGUCUUUUGUCCAAGCAGCGACGGAUGAGAGGAACCGAGAUUGUCCCGGAUGAAAGAAAGAAAGAAAGAAAGAAGGAAGGAAACAGACCAGCUGAAAUGAAUUUGCACUAGUGCUGGAUGAACAAGCACACUAAAGACUUGUAUGUAAGCUGAGUGGACCCACUUUAAACACACAAAACAUAGACUUUGAUCACUCUCACUUUUGGCACCUUAAGCAAUUGGGUGAAGGACAGUUGUUGCGCGGGGAGUCGAAAAGUGGACAUAUAUGGUACUCAGCUUUUUCGGAUCCUUAGGUUUCCAAGAGACGAGGAGCUCAAGCUGCCCGGGGUUGGGGCGGGGUGGGGGGAGAGAAUGUAGCCCGGGCCCUAAGUAGGUCAAAAUUGAACCUUCAUUUUCUUGUUAAGCUUUCAAAGUCACAUUGCACCUUUGGGAAAUGGCACGAGGAGAAGUGAGCCAGUUAAGAGCUGGUGAGACAGUGUGAGGGGUUUUUCUUCACUUUACCAAGACAGUGUGUGCUAUGUACCAGUGAAUAGGCCAGUGAGGGGGGGGCGCGCGAGGGGGGGUGGGCUUAGUGAUAGGAAUUUUGGCAUCACUGCAAGAGAAUUUGUAAUGAGGUUUUAAGAAAGAAGUUAUUUUUUGACAAACAAAAAGAGAAGAAGAAGAAGAAAAAAAAAAACCAAACCACAGCCUGUGUCCUAUCUGAUAAAGAAACGGACGG